Gopherus flavomarginatus (Mexican gopher tortoise) is the source of this 3309-nucleotide messenger RNA. It is a transcript of the gene ACO1, whose product is annotated as aconitase 1. The record is from RefSeq and is a predicted model, not a curated record. NCBI's taxonomy places the organism in Eukaryota, Metazoa, Chordata, Testudines, Testudinidae. Gene Ontology annotation, molecular function: iron-responsive element binding; aconitate hydratase activity; 4 iron, 4 sulfur cluster binding. Gene Ontology annotation, cellular component: cytosol; mitochondrion. Bases 353 to 3022 code for a protein of 889 amino acids. Gene Ontology annotation, biological process: tricarboxylic acid cycle; citrate metabolic process. The transcript is spliced from 22 exons.
GCAGCUGACUCUGGUUCCCACACCCCCGCCGGAGCAGCAGGGGAGGAGCCCGGCCGCCCCAGGCGGGCGGAGCAGCCUGUCCCGCAGCGAGCGAAGGAGGCAGCGGCGGCGCCUCUCCGCCCUGUCUGUGCUGCCCGCUGCGCGGGGGAGUCCGGACGCGCCCGCCCGCCCGGCCGGGGCUCGCCGCGGGGAAGUCAGUGAGGCUAUGCAGGGGCCUGCUCACAUGGAUCAGCUUGCAGAAUCAUGGCCAAAGACUGUGUCUGUUUGCUGUAGCAGAAAGAGCUCUUCUGCUAUCCCUGAUGGUGACAUGCAAGCAAACAAAACCCCUGUGUGACACACAGGGGCUUUAAUCAUGAGCAACCCUUUUGCAUGGCUUGCAGAGCCACUAGACUCCAACCAGCCUGCGAAGAAGUUCUUCAAUCUGAACAAAUUGGGAGAUGCAAGAUAUGGACGUUUGCCGUUUUCUAUCAAGGUCCUCCUGGAGGCAGCCAUCCGCAACUGUGACGAGUUCCUAGUGAAGAAGGAAGAUGUUGAGAAUAUCCUCAACUGGAAUGUGAUGCAGAACAAGAAUGUCGAAGUGCCAUUUAAUCCUGCACGAGUUAUUCUGCAGGAUUUAACGGGCGUACCUGCAGUGGUUGACUUUGCUGCAAUGCGUGAUGCUGUGAAGAAACUGGGCGGAGACCCUGAAAAAAUUAAUCCUAUCUGUCCUGCUGAUCUAGUAAUUGAUCAUUCCAUCCAGGUGGAUUUUAACAGGAGGUCAGACAGUUUGCAGAAGAAUCAGGAGCUGGAGUUCGAAAGGAACAAAGAAAGAUUUGAGUUCUUAAAGUGGGGCUCCAAAGCUUUCCACAACAUGAAGAUUAUUCCUCCCGGCUCGGGAAUUGUCCACCAAGUGAAUUUAGAAUACCUGGCAAGAGUGGUGUUCGAUCAGAAUGGGUACUAUUAUCCAGACAGCCUGGUAGGCACUGAUUCACACACUACAAUGAUUGAUGGUCUGGGAGUGCUGGGCUGGGGUGUUGGUGGCAUUGAAGCAGAAGCGGUGAUGCUGGGCCAGCCAAUCAGCAUGGUGCUUCCUAAAGUGGUUGGUUACAAGCUGAUGGGAAAUCCUCAUCCCCUGGUAACAUCCACAGACAUAGUGCUCACCGUUACCAAGCAUCUUCGCCAGGUUGGUGUGGUGGGUAAGUUUGUGGAAUUCUUUGGGCCUGGUGUAGCCCAGCUGUCAAUUGCUGAUCGAGCCACCAUUGCCAACAUGUGCCCCGAAUAUGGAGCAACUGCAGCCUUCUUCCCAGUCGAUGAAGUCAGCAUCAGGUACCUGAUCCAAACGGGUCGUGAUGAAGAAAAAAUUAAGCACAUAAAGAAUUACCUUGUGGCUGUGGGGAUGUUCAGAGAUUUCAAUAACUCCGCUCAGGAUCCAGAUUUUACCCAGGUUGUGGAGCUGGAUCUGCACACCGUCGUGCCUUGCUGUAGUGGGCCCAAAAGACCUCAGGACAAAGUAGCUGUGUCAGAAAUGAAGAAGGACUUUGAGACCUGCCUGGGAGCCAAGCAAGGUUUCAAAGGAUUCAGUGUCGCCCCGGACCAUCACGGUGACCGUGUGAAGUUUGUUCAUAACGGCUCUGACUUCGAGCUGACCCAUGGUUCGGUGGUGAUUGCUGCCAUUACCAGCUGUACUAAUACCAGCAACCCCUCGGUUAUGCUAGGAGCUGGAUUGCUUGCUAAGAAAGCUGUUGAUGCCGGUCUGACUGUGAAGCCAUACAUUAAAACCAGCUUGUCCCCAGGCAGUGGGGUUGUCACUUACUAUCUGCGGGAGAGUGGAGUUAUGCCUUACCUUGCUCAGCUAGGGUUUGAUGUGGUGGGUUACGGGUGUAUGACCUGCAUUGGGAACAGUGGACCUCUACCAGAGCCUGUUGCAGAAGCCAUCACUCAGGGAGACCUCAUAGCGGUGGGCGUGUUGUCCGGAAACAGGAAUUUUGAGGGUCGCAUCCAUCCCAAUACUCGGGCCAACUACCUUGCCUCCCCGCCACUGGUAAUAGCCUAUGCUAUCGCGGGGACCAUAAGGAUUGACUUUGAGAUAGAACCUUUAGGAGUAAAUGCAGAAGGGAAGGAAAUUUUCCUAAAAGACCUCUGGCCAACAAGAGACGAGAUCCAGGCCGUUGAACAUCAGUACGUCAUUCCAGGGAUGUUUAAAGAAGUCUACCAGAAAAUAGAGACAGUAAAUGAAUCCUGGAAUGCCUUAGAUGCUCCAUCAGAUACACUAUAUACUUGGAAUCCCAAAUCUACAUACAUUAAAUCACCCCCUUUCUUUGAGAACCUGACUUUGGAGCUUGAGCCUCCUAAAUCCAUAGUUGAUGCCUACGUGCUCUUAAAUUUGGGCGAUUCUGUAACAACUGACCACAUAUCUCCAGCUGGGAAUAUAGCAAGGAACAGCCCUGCUGCUCGUUACUUAACCAGCAGAAGCUUGACUCCCAGAGAGUUCAACUCUUACGGCUCCCGCAGAGGUAAUGACGCUGUCAUGGUCAGAGGAACGUUUGCAAACAUUCGCUUGUCAAACAAAUUCAUCAAUAAGCAGGCACCCCAGACCAUCCACUUCCCUUCUGGAGAAACACUGGAUGUGUUUGAUGCAGCUGAGAGAUACAAGCAGGCAGGCCAUCCCCUCAUUGUGCUGACUGGCAAGGAGUAUGGCUCAGGAAGCUCCAGGGACUGGGCAGCAAAGGGCCCUUUUCUGCUGGGAAUUAAAGCCAUUCUUGCCGAGAGCUAUGAGCGCAUCCACCGCAGUAACCUGGUAGGAAUGGGAGUGAUUCCCCUGCAGUAUCUGCCCGGAGAGGAUGCUGAGAGUUUAGGUCUCACAGGACGGGAACGUUACACAAUUGUCAUUCCUGAAGAACUUGCACCAAGGAUGAAAGUCCAGAUCAAGCUGGAUACUGGGAAAACCUUCCAAGCCAUCAUGAGGUUUGACACUGAUGUGGAGCUCACUUAUUUCCGCAAUGGUGGCAUCCUGAACUACAUGAUCCGUAAAAUGGCAUCCUAAUUAAAGCAACAGCAAGCAACGGUCCAGUUAGAAACCUGCCUUUGAUGGCCACAUGCGAAUGCCUAAUAAUCACGGAACUUAGACGUCUAAACCAUGAAACCAGUUGUUUCCUUGUGGACUGUAUUACCCAGGGGCUUGUUUACAAAGGUAGAAUGUGUUCAGUUUCCUGACACACUCAUUUAUUCUUCCCAAUUAAAUACCUGUAUUAUUUUUUGUAUGGGGACUAGAGUGACUAUUCUAGUGUGGGGCGAUGCAGAAAGUGGAUCUGUAAACAGUGCCAAAGCCUG